AGCUUUCGGAUCCAUGAUGCUAGUCACUUUGUUAAAGUAAGUGCAAUACCCUUCCGUAUUGUAUAAAAAUUUAUCCACGUUAAGGCAAGUUUUACAAAUUAAGGGGUAUCGAUCCGUGUAAAUCUGCACCCUUCUUAAACAAGAAUGUUGUUUAUAAAAAUAUUCAGCUUUAGAAUCAUCCAAUUUGAAGAAUAUUGUAGAAAUAAUGCUAAGCUUCAGCUUGCAUAUUUGUGCCUCAUUUUUCAGCAGUUGUUUGUUUUGCGAUGUUCAUAACAGGGAAUCUAAAAACUGAUAUAUCGUGGCUUUUCAAAAAGCCUUGAUUCUGUUCGAGGGCGGGCGAUGUUCCCCUGAAAACAUGUCAGGUUUGAAAAAAAUUGUAAUACCUAAAAAAUAUACUUAGAUGCGAAACGUAAUUUGCUCAGAAAUAUCGGGACUCGGUAAAAUUUAUUAAUUUCUAGUCUUCACUGCAAUAUUCUGUUUCUGUUGGUAGUGCACUCCAAAUUAUUUCGCGUUUGAAGCGGCCAAAGAAUACGUGGUUUGAACACAGUCACAAAGAAAUACGUAGUCUAGAAACUAAUUAUUGUCCUUAUGACUAUGGUUUGAAACAAUGUAAAAGAAAAACGAUUAAGUAUUUUUAUAUAGAGUUAUUUAAAGUUUAGCAAGAAGUUAAAGUGCUUCCAAAUGGUAAAUUUUCGUUCUAUACCUCCAACUUCUUUCUUUCCUAAAACAUAUCAAACAUUUUUGAAAAUUUUUCUCUUAAGAUGAUGUCAAAAAAGUUAUCUAAAUAUCAUUAAAUUAGAAAAUAAUACACCAUGAUGCUUUUCUUUGCAAUGAAUAUAGCACAAUUGAACAAGCUCUUAAUACAAACUUUUGCGGUUUUUUGGUGAACUUGCUGGUAAAUAGAGUGAUCAAGAGUCCUUUGUCAUGGGAGAAAGAUUCAGAGUGAAGGAGAAAAGAUAAGAGAUAUGAGUGAUGGGGAGUCAACUUUGAAAAAAUGCCUGUAACAGUGAAAUGAGUGUUCAAUCAAAGAUAGAAACACGUUUUGAGCCAAGAAGUCGAUCCAUUUGACAUGUGGUCGUAUGGAUCCCCGAGAUCAAUAGCCAUUUUACUUGUGUUCAAUAGUUACUUAUUGGCACAAGAAGAAAUUAGGACUGGUAAAUAAUCAAUUGCUCAAUCUAGUGAAUUAUCAGGAAUACAAAAGUAAUAGCUGAAACUAUUUUUGGUUGACCUUGGUUAACCGCGUAUCGUUUCCUUGUCGCCAACACCAUGCCAGAGUGUUGGGGACCUGGGUGCCACCAAGGGCAAUAGAGGAGCCGGGGGCACGUGCCUACUUCACGUAGACUGUGUCCAAGACCCCGAACUAUUUUCAAGUAAGAGGUUUAGAUCACAGGCUACCUUUCAUCGAUCCUGAAAAGCCGUUAAAAGUAGAAUUGCUACGUUAUGGGCACAUGCAAAUAUCAUAGGAAAAAAUGAACUGGAGUUUGUGAUAUGGGAAGUAAAAGAAAUUACAAAUGUGCAGGGUUUUGAUGCAGCAUAACUUUAAACAAAACGGGGUCAUGAAUUAACCAGGGGAAAUUUUCGAAAUAUCAAACCGUCUUCCAAUGUGUGCUUGGCACCUUUGAAGGCUAAAAAUUAAAGAUGUUGGAAAAAUGAAAAAAAUUUUAAAGACAUUUUUUCUUGUUUAUCAGAUUCAUAAUUUCUAAACACGAGCUUUGUUGAAUUUCAUUUUAGGUUUUAAACUAGCAUGGGUUUUUGGCAUCUUUCUGACUUUAUUCUUUCAAACUCAACAAUUUAUCAAAUAAGAUGUUUAAUACGUGCAUUUAUUUUGAAAAUAUUGUACCAAUGUCUGCAAAUAAAGCAACAAAAUUUCGUUUUCAUUUAUUUCUGAGGAACCCCAAAUACAUUACCUUGGCGAUAUUUCCCACCUCUCACAGGUUUUGGCCCUCGGCGAAGAGUAAGUUACCAACUGUUACAGAACCCAUUUAGGGGCACAUGGCGAAGCUACGCGAAUCGCAUUGUCAUUGCACUUUAGUUAUCUUAUCACUUCAUAGGUAGUUUUUCAACCGAGAAGAUACAAUAAUUUCAACCACGAUCCUCUCUAUCGAAAAUUAGAAUAAACAUGUUUCCUGUAAAAAUCUUUUCCUCCUCUGCCCUAUUUAAAAUGAAAAGAGGAUUUGGCCCUGAAACUGUUUGUUCAGCUACCCUGCAUGUUACUAAGCGGGCAUACAGUUAUCCUGAAGCACCUCGAUGUGGUUAUUCUCUAAAGAUUUGAACACGUGAGGGGAACAAAACAAGCGAUGUGCUCCCUAUAAUUAGAAUUUCCUUCGCCUUUGUCCACCUGCAGGUUGUACUUAGGGUCAGCCCAUACAAACUUGCUCCUUUUGUGAUUGGUCCAACCUGCUGUAAAUAUCAUUCUAUUCGGACGAUUGGUUAAAAAAGAAUCCUUUUGUUUGAUCGUUCAUUGAUUGGAUAUAUAGGAAUGACCCUUUAGUCUAAGCGAAAGCCUUAUUUGAUUGGUCUAAGGGGAGUCCUCUUUAAGAAACCUUAAAAGCUUAUUGGCUGCUGGGUAAUUCCAAGGCUGUUGAUUGGCUAGAUCGGCAUGUCCUUGUGGCCGGGCCGGGACAAUGGAGAGUUUUCAAAUUUUAGAAAUGAUCUUGUUUUGGUCGCUCUGUACGAUCAGGUGUUUUGCAUAAAGGAACUUUUAUUACAUGCCACGAUGUCUGCCAGUUUUCUCAAGCAGUGCUAGAACAACAUACGUGAUGUCCACAGCUCGUAGACGGAACAACGUCGCCGUUAAGGAAAAACGUCCCAUUCGAAUACCUAGGGCAUCGCUGCUAUGUAAAGAAAGUAGUGGACCUGGAAACGGGAAGAGACCCAGAAUAGAUAUCAAACAGGAAAUGGCAGAUGAAACUACAAUCUGUUCAAAUAUCACCAAAGUCAGAGGUUCACGAAGGAAGCACAUUCCUCCUGGCUACUUCCAAAGAAUGCUACCUGACGAAGUGCUGUUGAAAGUAUGUUCCUUCUGCCCGCCAGUCGAAUUGUCUCGCUUGUCAAUGACAUGCAAAAGACUCAACGCUCUGUGCAGGGACGACUCACUCUGGAAAACGCUGUAUUGGCGCGUAUACAGAAUGAGACAGCCACUGUUAAGAGGCUGCAGUGGUCUUUACGAAAUAGCAGAUAAGAACCGUUUCCUUGGCUUGACUUGGAGAGGGUCUUUUCCUCUUUUGUCAAACGCCUGUCAUGUUACAAAAGAUGAAAAGUUGGCAGAUGACUUGAAAUACCUAGAGAGAAAGUGUUACUCGACAAUCAACGAUGCGGUCGGUGCCACGUCUCCUGGGGGAAUUAUUUUGGUUCACCCUGGAUCGUACGAUGAGGAAGUUACACUGGAACAGAAAGUUUCAAUCAUUGGGACAGAAAACCCAGAAACUCAAGCUUACCCAACGGUCAGCUGUUCCACUGGCACCUUAUUCAGAAUACGCCCAUCAGCAACAGGAUCAUCGCUCGCAUAUUUACGACUUGAGAUAACAGCACAGGAAGGAAACAGCCAAGUUAGAGGACACUGUGUUGAAGUCUGUAACGACUGUUCCCCGACCAUCCAGGACUGUUACAUCACCAGCAAGAACACAAGUUCUUCUGCAAUUUUUGUACAUGGUGAUGGUGGAAAACCAAAGGUGGCAAGGUGCAAAGUAGUUGAGUGUGAAAAUGUAGGGAUAUUCGUCACUGACGGUGCCCAAGGCACUUAUGAAGACAAUGAAAUAUACAAUAACAGACUGGCUGGCCUCUGGGUCAAAGGAGGGGCAAAUCCAGUCGUACGACGAAACUCGAUUCACCAUGGCAGAGAUGCCGGGCUCUUCAUCUUUGACGGGGGUUUGGGAUAUUUCGAAGAAAACAAUGUUUACAGUAAUAGAAUUGCUGGCUUUGAAAUCCGAUCCGGAGCGAACCCAACCGUGGUCAGAUGCCAGAUCUACGGUGGAUCAACUGGUGGAAUAUAUGUGCAUGAUGACGGAAGAGGAGAAUUCAUAGGAAACAAGAUACAUUCUAAUACUUUUGCUGGUGUUUGGAUCACUUCUGGUAGCAAUCCCACUAUCAAAGACAACGAAAUUUACCAUGGUCAGCAGGGUGGAAUUUACGUUUUUGGAGACGGACGAGGUCUUAUCGAGAACAACGACAUUCACGGCAAUGCGUUAGCUGGCAUUCAAAUUAGAUCAAACAGCAAUCCAAUUGUUAGAAAGAACAGAAUUCAUCAUGGGCUUCAUGGUGGAAUUUAUGUGCACGAAGGUGGACUUGGCUUGAUCGAAGAUAACGAAAUUUUCUCAAAUACGCUAGCGGGUGUCUGGAUAACUACAGGAAGCUCGCCAAUUUUAAGACACAAUAGAAUACACAGUGGAAAACAGGUUGGUGUUUACUUCUACGACAAAGGAUGCGGUACUUUAGAAGACAACGAAAUUUACAAUCACAAGUAUUCAGGAAUACAAAUAAGAAGUGGCAGUAAUCCAGUUAUUAGACGAAACAAAAUUUGGGGCGGCAAAAAUGGCGGAGUUCUUAUAUACAAUGGUGGCCUAGGUAUAAUUGAAGACAACGAAAUAUUUGAUAACGCAAUGGCGGGUGUUUGGAUAAAGACAGAAAGCAAUCCUAUUUUGAGAAGAAAUAAGAUCCAUGACGGCCAUGAAGGUGGAAUAUGCAUUUUCAACAAUGGCAAAGGUUUACUAGAAGACAAUGAUAUUUUCAGAAACUCCUUAACCGGCGUUCUCAUCAGCACAUCUAGUUUUCCAGUUCUAAGAAGAAACAGAAUAUUCGAAGGGGGUGCUGCUGGCAUUGAAAUAACAAACAAUGCAGGUGGAGUGUUAGAAAAAAAUGAAAUUUUCAACAAUCGCUUUGAUGGCGUCAGUCUUGCAACUGGAGUUUUGCCGAAAAUGAUUGAAAACUUCAUCCACGAUAACAAGAAAGUUUUGACGGAAGCAAUAAACACUGGGAAGUGCCUUUAUCAAGUUUCUGGGAGCCUGUGUUAUCCAAUGCACGAUUUUUACAAAUGUCUGACUUGCUCAUCAACCGAAAGCUUAGCGAUUUGUGUCAACUGCAUAAGAACGUGUCACGAAGGACAUGAAGUAGAAUUUGUAAGGCACGACAGAUUCUUUUGCGAUUGUGGAGCUGGAACAACAACAACUUCUUGUCGACUUACCAACAAGCAGGUAAUUUCAUCUCCUGCCAAAGCUCGUUCUUCAAGGUCGCCAAGGACUCAAAGAGCAAGACAAAAACGCACGGGGGGACGUUGCCUCCGAAAUAGCAGAGGAAAAGGCGCUAAAAACUUGCCAGAAAGUGUCUCAGAAACUCUUGUUAGGUGAUUCAUAUUAUUUGUGCUCGUACAAAUUCUUUAAAUGUAAAUAAUCAAAUGAUAUUGUUUUUUGGCGAUAGUUGGAUUUGCCAUUGUUGGCAAAAAAGUAACCCAAUGCAGAAACACAGCAUUUGAAAGCUGUGUGAUGGAAAGGUUGUUGAAUAAAUCCCAUGUUUGCAUUCAUAAAUUAUUUUUGAAAUCCGCUACAAUCUUUAGGUUAGAAUCAAAAUUGUUUAUAAGGCUUUCCGGUUGUGGCAAUUUCUUUCAAUAAAUUUUAAUUCCCUGCAGAGAAUGCGGUUCAAAAACCAACUGAAGAUUCAAGUUGUGAAAAUUUAAACAAUCCACUUCAAAACAUGAGCAGCUACAACCAUAAUUGCUUUAUUGAUUGGCUUUCUUGGAUAACAACCUAUGCCUUCCCUUCGAUUUUUUCUUCCUUAACUUAAAAACCCAGUUGUUUUAAUGGCAAUUGACAGAUAUAAGAAUUGCUUAAGCAAUCUUUCAAUCAAUAAUAGCCAAUCAAUGCGCGCAUGUGUGAAAUCACACUCACUGAUUGGUUGAUUUUUCGUUGAAAGAAAGUUCAAACCCCUGUAGUAUAUGUCGACUGCCUUUAAGCACAUGGAUUGUAUCAUCCAGCCAUUCUAAUUAGCUUGUUGUCUGUAUCGUUCAAGCUUGUUUUGAACUGAGUCGAAAUUAAAUUCCAACCGCGCAAAAAGGCAGAUAAAAGAUGUUCUUGAUAGAAUAGAAGAACCUUACAAAAAUAGAAAUUGAAUCAAUUCUAGAUAACUGACUAGAACAGUAGUUUAUGUUUGUGUAUUUUAUAUGAAAUGAAGCCAGGUCAGAAUUCAUCUGUAUAAAAUUGAUAAAGCAUCAGUAAUAGCUCUUCAAAUUUACACAUUAGGCGAAACUCAAAUAAAAAUUUUAUCGUAGAUGCUUUUUAGUAUAAAGAGAUUUUUAGACUAAUUAUAUUUACCUUGUAAAAUAAACUCAACACAGAUCUUUAUUUAUAGCUCAGCCGACAUCGCAUAUUUUUCUGUUUUGUUUGUUUCAUUAUGAAGAACAUAUGUAAAAGCAAUUUUUUUGUCUUAAAAUCUUGGUUUAUACAAUAUGCGAUGUUGGCCGUUUUUAUAAUAUAUGUAGAGAGAGAAAAUCAAUUAUUAUGUAAUUAAAUGGCAUUGGAUAGCCCUAUUUAUUAUAGUCAUAUAUCCUUAUCUAUAUGUUACAGGAA
This is a messenger RNA of Rhopilema esculentum, 6557 nucleotides long. RefSeq lists its product as uncharacterized. Lineage: Eukaryota; Metazoa; Cnidaria; Scyphozoa; Rhizostomeae; Rhizostomatidae. Gene Ontology annotation, molecular function: protein binding; zinc ion binding. Gene Ontology annotation, biological process: regulation of apoptotic process; ubiquitin-dependent protein catabolic process. The record is from RefSeq and is a predicted model, not a curated record.